Molecule: messenger RNA, 1785 nt
Organism: Cordyceps militaris CM01
Lineage: Eukaryota; Fungi; Ascomycota; Sordariomycetes; Hypocreales; Cordycipitaceae
Product: Fungal transcriptional regulatory protein
Exons: 1
Coding region: 1-1785 (594 amino acids)
Biological process (GO): regulation of transcription by RNA polymerase II
Molecular function (GO): DNA-binding transcription factor activity, RNA polymerase II-specific; zinc ion binding
Source: RefSeq, a predicted model, not a curated record
AUGUCAGCGACGCCGCCGGACGGCCCUUCCCCAGCCACCGGAAAGCCGUAUCACAGCAAGAGACCACACAAAAAAACAAGGACCGGCUGCCUCAACUGCAAAAAGCGCAAAGUCAAGUGCAAUGAAGGCAGACCCAGCUGCAUCGCGUGCCUGAACAGGAGCGACGACUGCGAGUAUCAACAGGCGAUACCGUUACAAGCUCAACAAAAGCAAGCUCGUCAGCAGGCUAUGCUUCUACAAAGCCGCCGGCCACAGUACAAUCAACUUCCCUAUUCGCUUGCCCUUCCACAGACGCACUCUGAAGAGCUCGUACAAGACUCACCCUCGCCGCAAUUUCGAGCAAGGCUUUUCACACAGCCCCAACAAAACCCACAGCCAUCAGGGCCACUGGCGCCGGAUCGCUCAAUUCUUCGGCGACUCUACCAGCCCUCUCAAUCCCAGAAACUCACAGAGCCGCAGAAGUUGAGACAACUUGCCGAUAUAAUAGAGUUUGAGGAAAUUAUAUCCAAAUUUCCGGGGCCUAUUCAACUACAGAUGGAUUGCUUCAACCGAGAGCAAAUCGACGGCAUAUUCCAAGCGCGGACGAAUGCGCUCUACACAUUAUUGGACAAGCUAUUACAUGCACAAGAGAAAAUCAUGCGCGGGCCUCAAAUGCAGCUGCACCCUUUCUACAUGCCUAAAUCUUCGAGUAUCGAAAUUCAGGCGCACCUUCUGCAGCAUUUCGAGUCACACACUAGUACAUCAUUUAACGCCGAUCCCAUAGAGCGGCGUUACUCUGACCAUAUUCUUAGAGAAACUGCCGUCCAAUACAGCUUCCAAUCAGCCUCGCUGAUGAACUCUGUUUUAGCCUUAACAGCUCUGCACAUUAAAAGGAAGAGGAUCGCCGGGGACCCUGCUUUGAUAGCGCUGCUGGCUCACGAGUAUGUUGAUACUUCAGCGUCCCAACUCGUCGCGGACAUGGAUGUGGCCGACCCGAAUUCCUUCCCUCAUCUGGUGAUUGCCUCGCUUCUUAUGACGGCCAUAUCAUCAGAGCAAUUCAGAGACGGGCGUUCGGGGUUGAAGCUGUACAUCCUCCAUUGGAUGAAAGUCUGGUGCGGGAUCAGUGUUAUGAUGGACCGCAUUACAGUUGCCGGUCUCAUUGAAACUGGUCUUUUAAAGCUCUUUUACAGACCGCUACUCAAUCUCGAGGCCGGAGACGAAAACACCCCUGAAGUUAUCCGAACCCUUGUGGCCUUUGACCCCGCUGAUCCCAAUAAUCAUGCUAUUUACCGCGAAGCAGCACGCUAUCUUGGUACUCUGUACCAUCAUUUGAAAGAUGGACUUAGCCCAAUGAUGAUUUUACGGAUCGUAACCUGGGUCACGUUUCUUCCUAAAGAAUUUGUCCAACUUGCAUUCCAGAGGCAUUGGAAAGCUCUGGUCAUCGUGGCACAUUACGCUGUCUUUUUGAAGCUCACGACCCGGAUAUGGUGGAUGGAGAACGUCGGCCAAAGAUCCAUUGAGGACUUGAUUGACUUCCUUGGUCUGUGGAAGCUGGAAUAUGUUCAAGUGCCAUUCGCUGCGAUGAGGACUGACGAGCCUAUUGAGCUUGGCCGCUUGCUCCUAGGCGACGAGACCUGGGAACAUGAGCCAUCAACAAGGAUCUUCACCCGGGAAGAAAUGCUGUUUAUCGAUGAACAGGAGAACUUUGAGAACUUCUUCAAAGAAAAGGAACGGGUUACCGUACCGGGCAGCCCUGGCUAUGUUUUUCAUGAAGCCGGAAGUGUUAAACUUCGCCCUCUGCCGUAA